CAUCAACAAACAAGAUGGACGCUUUGGAUAAAUAUUUAAAAUGGUUUUGGAAUCCAAAUUUUUGGCUACCUGUGGGAUACACAUGGGAGGACAUGAUAGCUCAAACUUCCGGAGAUGAAUAUUAUCCAAGAGUAGAAGAUAUAUUUUUGCCUUCCAUUGGCCUUGGCGUUUGUUUAUUAGUGUUUAGAUACUUCUAUGCUAGAUUGGUUGUUAUUCCCACUGGUAGAUAUUUUGGAAUUAAAGCACCAAAGAAAUACCAGCUAAAAGAAAAUCCUGUACUUGAAACAGCCUUCAAAAAAUAUAAAUCUAAAGUAGAAAAUAAUCUUAUGGAACUCUCAAAAAGGACAAGUAUGUCAGAGAGACAGAUCCUGUAUUGGAUGAGAACAAGGGCUAAACUUGAUGCUCCCAGUGUCAUGAAGAAAUUUGAAGAUACAUGCUGGCAUUUUCUGUUUUACAUAAUUCUGUUUUGGUAUGGACUGUAUACCCUCUGGGAUAAGUCCUGGUUUGUCAAAACUGAAAAUUGCUGGGUAGGAUGGCCUAAACAGCAUGUAACAAAUGAUGUGUACUGGUACUAUGCAAUAGAACUGGGAUUUUACUGGAGUUUAUUGUUUACAUUAUCAACAGACCAUAAAAGAAAGGAUUUCACAGAAAUGGUCACUCAUCAUGUAGUAACAAUUCUCCUUGUCUUUUUUUCCUGGGUAACAAAUUUUGUUCGAGUAGGGACUCUAGUGCUGUGUGUACAUGAUGCUGUAGAUUAUUUCUUAGCAGGAGCUAAAAUAGCAACUUACACGAAAAAAGAGACACUAUCAACAAUUCUGUUUGGAAUAUUUUUGCUUGUGUGGAUUGCUACAAGACUCAUCAUCUUUCCUUUCUUCAUUAUUUAUUGUGCUUCAGUAGAAUCUAGGACAGUGCAAGGGUUGGCAGAAAGCCCCACACAUAUGUUUUUUAAUGGGUUACUGUACAUCCUUCAAGUUCUACACUUCAUUUGGAGCUACAUGAUAUUUAGAAUAGCUUACAGAAGAGUUGCUCACGGCCAGAUAGCAGAUGUGAGAAGUGAUUCAGAAGAUGGAAAAGAUGAACUAAGCGAAGGUGAAGAUUAUAAAGGCAUUCUUAAUAAUGUCAAUGACAAUAGUCCCAGGGUAAGGUCAAAGUUCAGAGGAGACAAAGGUCAUCAGUGACGUAAUUACUGUAGAAAAGAUCGAUGUUAGAAUGUUUCAAUAGGGAAUUCUUAUCUAACUUCCUAACUAACGUAAUAUAUAGAUUUUUAAGUCAAAGAUAAUCAGACAGCUCCAUGGUCCAAAGAAAAACACUGCACAUAAAACCAGAGAUUGACUGACACUAAUCCCACAAAAUCAAAUGAGUUCAAGUGCUUCAGAAGAGUAAGCAGUUCCUGCUUUACUUGUUGCAGUCAUUGUGUUUCUCAUGGCAAGUAAAAUUCUGGUGUUUGGUGUCUAGGUGUCCAUUACAAAUGCAUUUUAAUAAUAUAAAAAUAAUGAUAUUUAUUAAACACAAAACAGUAAGAACUUGACAAAAACAGAGAUUCAGUACAGUGAAAAUAUUUAGAAAUUAAAACUAAUGAAAGUAUACUUGCCCAGUUAGACUAGUUUGAACAGAAUUGCCUAAUACCACAGGAUAAACCUCAAAAUAGGUUAGGCUUAUUUGUAGUGGGGAUGCUAACAUAGUUAUGUAGCUUCUUAAGAAUUCUCUAAUGACAAGGUAUGUUAAAUUGAACACAGGCUAACAUAGAAUUUUUCUAAUUUUAGUUUUUUAUAUAUUCAUAGGGUUGCUUUUGAUGCUUAGACUGUUAUAAACAGGAAUAUAAAUGUAUGUAUAAUGUGGGAUAUUUUUACAAUUUUGUACCUCAAAAUAGUUUUUUACAUGUAUAGUUUAUUUAAAUUACUGAAAUAAUUAUAGAAUGUUAGAAUGAAGACCUUGACUUUUAAGUUUUCUUUUCUUUUCAUCUAUGAUGAAUUUGAACUUUUUAUGACCUCACACAAAAUGGGUAAGAGGAACCAUGAUCCCAUCAUCAUUCUCUAUUGUGUAAAUAUUAUUAUAUUCGUUACAGAUUAAGUUUUAGAAAGGCAACCAAAAUUUGACAAUGCUAUUGGUAUGUUUUUGUUUUCAGUUUUCUAAUACCAAUAUGCAUUUUCUCAGGAUUUGUCAACUGACCCCAUUGGUAUUUAGGUAUAACUUGCUUUCAAGUUUGAUAAAAUGAGAGUUGUUUUCUUUCCACUUUUUCUUUUUAUUGAGCAUUUGCCUCCAAGUUAGUUUUGCCUGGUACUUCCAUGUCCAGUGUAAGUAUUGAUACAUAUUAGUAUUACUCAGAUUUUGUAUAAAGGAAUACUAUGAUAUUUGGUCUAAAACUUUACAGUAAUGAGUUGUACCAUUAAGCCAUUUUCAGAUCUGUUUCUGAACAGUCACUUCAUAUUUGAUGAUGCUUUGAAUUUUAUUAUACCUACUGAGCUGAAUCUGUACUUAUUAGCUUUGAUUUUUAAUUUUUGUUAAGAUCACCAACAAGAUGUAAUACUCUAUACCAAUGCAGCAAUGUCACGUUGUUCAUGUCCAUCCACAUCAAUUUAUCUUUGAGUGCAUAUGACCUCAAUAACUACUCCAUUGUUUUGUAGGCAUUUUUAAAAAGAAUUUUUUAACUACUUCAUGCAAAAUCAUAUUAUGCCUUAAGAAACAUUGCUGAUAAAAAGAACAAUGACAUUUUAUUUUUAUAUACUGACUUCAUCAAUUAGAAUAUCAGCUAACCCUAGCUGGCUUACUCGACUAUUAUUACUGAUAAAUCAGUAUCAAUAACCAAAGUGCCAUUACUAUAUAUUUAUCAUUGCUUAAUGCUCCACUUUUGUUUGAAGGAAAGAUAUAUAUUCUCUCAUGGUUGUGGCCUGUUAUCUAUUUCUUGCAUGAAGAGAUAUUUCUCGUAUCACACUGCAAAGAGUGUGAUACGAAAAAGUGAUACAAAAACUGCAUUAAUUUGAUUGGCUUAUCCAGCAUCAUGAGACGAUAUUACGACAAUUCCAUUGGCUAUUCGUUAGGUCUUUAAUAACUUUCAAAGGUUAAGAUGAAGUAAGUUUCAUCCAUGGCAACAGAUUUAUUUGAUUUCUUCAAUAAUAUACAAAACACUCACUUUUCACUUGGAAAUCUUCUUUUUGACAAAUUUUAUUACAUUCUGUAGUGAACAAAAAGUUUUAAAAUGUCUGAUGUUAAAGUUUGACGCCGGAACAUAACAUUUGACGUCAUACUGAUAUGUGCAAAAGAUUAGAUUAACAAUUUGCGGAAUUUUUUAUUUAACACAAUGAGAGUGUUGACCAAAAGAGAAAUAGAUUUAACAACUCGUGAGAAUUGGAUAUCACUUGAUAUCAACUCUCGUUAUUUAAAUUAAACAGUAAUAGUUAACUCUCCAAAGGCUCGUUUAUUAUUAUAUUGAAAUUAUACAACUCGAGUUGAUAUCAAGCAAUAUCCAAUUUUCACUCUUUAUGAAACCUAAAAAUAUUUACUGCAAGCCAUUUACUUCAUGUUUGACAAUGCAGAUUAUAUUAAUACAUAUUACUCAGCUUGUGUAUUAAUUAAUGAUUUUAUAUUUGGUCUUGAAUUUUAAAUGUUGAGUUGUACCAUGUUAGAGAUGUUCAGCUCUGUGGUGGUAUGUCCAGUUUGACAACAAUACUUUAAAAAAAUUUAUAUUACCUACUGAGUAUAAAUUUUUGUCUUUGAUGUCAAAUAAUGAUUAGAGGUAGUUUUUGCAUGACAUAUAAAUGACUUUUUGUUGAAACUUUUGUCAGAUAUUUUCUAGUAGAAUAUGUCAAUGUGAUAGAAGAAAAUUUCUGAAUAAACUGUAGGCAAUGGUAUCUUGGGUUUUUAUGCAUUUUGAAUUUGUUAUCUGAAAGGUACAAAUCAGUGUGUAUUUACAUGAUUGCAAUGAAGAUUUUUUUUUCUUUUUAGCACACCUGGCCAUUUGAGCCAUGUUGCCAUUACUUGGUGACAAUGGUGUCUGUCAUCACCAACUUUAAAAAUAAAUUUAUUUUGAAACCACUGAAUUAAUUUCAACAAACUUAAAAUAAAUGAUACUUAAGCAACCUUUCAUAAAGUUUGUGUUUAUUCUUCCUGCCAAUGAACCAGCAUGGCUGCCAUGGCUGAAAAUAAAACAUAGGUGAUAUUCAGGAAAUCUAAUAUGAAAAUAAAACAGAUGGAGAAAAUCUAAAAGUGUCAAUAAGAUUCCCUACUUUUACUCCAAAAUUAUCAGAAAAACGUACUAAUAGGAUUUAUUGUCCUUAAAUGAAAUUUUUUUAACAAUUUUUGCAUUUUAAGUGGGUUUUUCAAAGGAAAUAUCUGGUUAAUAAAAUAGUGAAGUAUGGUGAUGGCUGCCAACAGUUUCCAUGCAAUAACUUAUGAACCCAUCAACCAAUGCGUUUCAAAUUUCAAUAUGUUGUUACUGUUUUCCAAAUUGAGGUCAAGUUUGAUAUUGAUGAUUUUUCACUUUCACCGUUGAGGAGUUAUUUUCCUUGAUGUAUUGGAGUUUAGUCAUGGUCUUUGAUAGAUUUGAAAAUAACACUUUUUGUCUAUUCUGUGCAAUAACUUAUGAACCAUUCAACCAAGGCUUUUCAAAUUUUGAUAUGUUGUUACUGAUGACAAAAUGGUGGUCAGGUAUUUUUUGACGACUUUUACUGUUUAGGAGUUAUGAUCCUUGAUAGAUUGGAAAAUAGGCAGAGAAAUUGGGAGGUCAAACAAGCCUAAAAGCACUUUACAUUAGAAAAUAUCAAUUUCAUUUGUACUAGCUGCCCUCUUAAGUUCAAAAUAGUUUCCUUCAAAAUACAGGAAAACCUGGCUUGCUGUCCAUUUGACAGCUAAUUUCUUGUUUCUAAUUAUCUUGAAAUGAAGAAACUGUUUUCAGUGAAAAUGAUCACAGAUGAGAUCUACAAAUUAGUCAAUGUAUCUAAAAUUGUCAAUAAACUUAUCACUUAAUUUAGGAUUUUUGCAAAUUUUUAGCAUUUCUUGCAAUUAUCUUGAAAACCAUAGUAGAGAGAGAGAAACUGUAACAGUAACAAAAUCAGCAAAUCAAAAUCUAAAAAUAAAUCAAAAUGAUAAAAAUUGUUGAAUGACAAAUUAAAGGACUUAUUGUCAUUAAAUAAGUGUUAAAAGAGAUGUUUUCUUAAAAUGACAAGUUUUUGCUAGUUUUGUUUUGUUUUUGUAUCUAAGUUUUUUAUAUUUAUUUGAAAACAAUAAUAGAGAGAAAAUAUGGCAAAAUUGUUCAAAGUAUCACAAUUUGCCUACUUCCCAUAUUCCUUAAAAUCAUCAGAUGACUUCAUAAAGGAGUUAUUGCCAUUAAGUUAAAAAAAUAAUUUUUGUGUUUGAGGCAAAUAUAUUGAUAACUAUAAUAGACAGAGAAAAAAUGUAGAACAUUAAAAUUGAUUCACAAAAAAAGAUCCACAAAUAAGUGGGUAUGAUAGAAAUUUUCAAAUGAUUACUUUAAGGAGCUACUGCCCUUGAAUUAAAAGUUUGUCCAAUAUUAUGUAUUUUUGGCUAUUGUCUUAAAAACAAUAAUAAAAAGAUGGAAACUGUUUAAAGCCAAAAUACUCACCAAGAUAAUCAUACCAAAAAAUCCAUGUAUCCAAAAUUGUCAGUUAUCUUUAAAACCAUAAAUACUAGAUAAAGAAAUAUUGUGGAUUGUAAUUAAGUUGGAAUAAAUACCAAAAUAUCAGGUGAACAAUCAGACUCUUAGGAGUCUCUUGUUUCAUUUUUAAAUGGAUUUUUAAACAAAAAGAAAUUAAAAUGUCCUUGUCUUAUUGAAAUGAAAGCAUGAAGCAUACAUGGAAGAUAUAUUUUAUUUAUAUUCUACACUUUAUUUUAUAUAUAAUAUUUUUUUUAUACAAUGGUAGAUAGUAAUUGUACAAUUCAGAAGUAAUGUUAUGUAUUAUUUUAUGUUAUUGAUUAUCAUGAUGUUUAUAUGAAAUCCAUCGUAACUAUGUAUUUAAUCAUAAGAAGGUUUAUCUAUGAUGUUUUAUGAGCUAAAAUGUGAGUUUUGAACAAAUUCAAUGAAGUUUUGUGAGCUUGUAGGUGAGUUUUGUACAAGUUCAAUGAAGUUUUGUGAGCUUAUAGGUGAGUUUUGAAAAAAUCAAUGAAGUUUUGUGAGCUUAUAGGUGAGUUUUGAACAAUUUCAUUUACUGAAAAAAUAUGAUAAUUGUACAUGUCUUUAGUACACCAGUCUCAUUAGAUAAUAUGCCUCCUUAGUAUGGUCUGUGCAUGCUUAUGCAUUAAAAAGUUCAUUUUGUAUGUCAAAAAAAUGUAUCAAAAGAAUCUCAUCAUUAUAAAAAAAAACUGAAAUCUUGCUACAAGACUUUAAUAUUAACUGACAACAGAGGACAUACUUGUACAUAAGGAUUUUCAAAGGUAGUAUGGGGGUAUAAACAAAAAUAAAUAGAUUGUUUUCAUACUUUCCAUGAUGUAGUUUAGAUCCUGGAAUUCUAAACAAAAAAUCCAGAUAAUAAAAUGGUGAAGUGGGGUGGGUGGGUGGGCGUCUGCCAAAAGUUUCCAUGCAAUAACCUUUAACCAGUUCAACCAAUGCUUUUAAAAUUUUCAUAUGUUAUUACUGAUGACAAAGUGAAGGUCAAGUUUGAUAUUGACUAUUUUUUAUGUCCCCGCCGUAGCGGAGGGGGCAUUAAGUUUUUUUACUAUUGCUGUUUAGGAGUUACGGUCCUUGAUAGAUUGAAAAAUUGCACUUUAGGUCUUGAAAGGCAAAAUAUAGAAUUUGACAAGUCAAACAAGCCUGAAAUCUCAUACUUCAAGAAUAUAUCAAUUUCAUUGGUACAUGUACUAGUUGCCCUCAACAAUGGUUACCUUCAAAAUACAGAAAACUCUGUUUGCUGCCAAUUUGAAAGCUCAAUUUCUUUUAAAAAAUAUGAUGUCAUGGAGCUUGUUUUCAGGUUACAAGCUUUGAAAAUAGACACUUUUAGUAAGGCCUAUAUAGGCUAAAAGCAUUAUUAAAUAAAUCAAUAAAAAGAAAAACGAUUAACAGAAUUUUGAAAUAAAAUAGAAGAAGAUAGCUCUUAUAAAAUGAUUUUAGAAAAUUAAAAGCAAAAAUGUUGCCAUUUCAUUUUUUUUUCUUUCUAUAAUAGAAAACAGAAAAAAAAUUAUUGUACAUUCCUUUUUAAAAUUAGAUCACAGGAAUGUUCUCUCAAAUUUUGAAAAGAAUUAAGAAUCAAUUGAAAAAAAUGAAAAAGAAUUAAAAAAAUUGUUUCUAAAACAAUCAAAAUAAUAAGAUAAAAUCACAUAAUUUUCUUCCUUUAAAUGAAAUGUUACAAAUGAAUUGCAUUCAAAGCCUCAAAUUUGCUUGAAUUAUUGAAAAUUUAGAUGGACUGUUAUUCUAAUAAUUGAGUAUAUAAGUUUGAAGAAGACCCCCUCACAAACUGACUCAGAGCAUUAAGUUGUUAUGUUGGAUGCUAAACGCCUCAAACUAAUUAACACAUGAGCAUAAAAUAACAAGAUCACAUAACUGAGGUGAACUUCAAAUUAUGUUGUGUUUUUAUUACUCAGGAACAUUAUUUUUUUCAAAGAAAAAAUGUAACUUUACAUAAAGAUUUAAUUUUAAAUGAUAUUUAUCUUGAUAUUGCUAGACAAAAAUCUUAAAAAGGUUUUUAGAAGUUUUUCAAAUGAUUGCUAAUAGAUAAAGUUAAAUACGAAUAUAUUGUGUUUUAGAAUUUUUAUUAUAAUCAUCUUCUUUACCAGUUUUAGGUUAUUUAAAAAAUUUUAAUUACCUCGGCAUAAAAUGUACACAUUUAUUUUGUAAAUAGCAGAUUGUUUUAUUUACAUGAAGGAAAUAAUUUUAUAUAUGUUGUAGUAUAAUUUGUCCUUUCUGUUUUGUUAAUUUAAAUAUUUUUUUACACAUUGUUAUCUUAUUUAUUAUUACCUUUGCUCUAUUUAGUCUUUUAGAAGUUAUUGUUACAUUCACUUUACAUCGUUAGAAAAAAAUUAUUUUUGUGUUAACAACAUUACAGAGUAGAAGCAAAAGAUCACUAUUUUUUGUCCAACUCUAUUAAAAUUAAGAUCAGUAGAAACAAAUAAGACUACCAUUAGCUUCAGUAUGCCAAGGUAAAAUUGGCCUUAUUGAUAUCACAUAGCAAAAGAAAAUAGGUGUCUCUUCAUAUUCAUAUGGUAAUGCAAAUCUUAUCUGCAACUUCUUUUUUUUCACCAAUUAAGCAAACCUAAAUAUUAAUAGAAAGAGAACUUUAUCACAAAAUUUGAACCACUCUUAAAUAGGUGAUGUUUCCAAUGGUUUAAUCUUGUAUUUAUAUAAGGGUAUGAAUGUUGAAGAGUAUUUUCAUUGUCUACCUUUCCAUUAUAUGUUAUGUCACAUUGACAUUACGGUUAGUUAUAUACCUACUGUAUUCGCCUGGAGAUGGUCAACAGACAUGAAAGUACUAUAUUAUCAAUAAUCUGGUUGUGUUGGAUUUAUUUUAAGUGGGAUUUAUAUAUAUAUAUAUAUAGAAGAAUCACAUAUUAGGAAGAAAAAUGUAUCAAUAUAUAAGCAUUUGGUAACCAGUAAAUCAUAUUAAAAUUUCUGGCUGUGCGUGACCAUUUAAAAUAACAGCCUCAUAGAAAAACAAGCUUUUUUGCCUUAAAUUGUUUUACAUAUUGAUUUUGAUAGGAAUGUUCAGUUUUAUUAUAGCUUUUUAAGUAUCUGUUAUAUGACUACCAUUCAUACUUAAAUAGAAGAGCCAUGAAUAUAUCAUUUGAAUGAUACCCUGACUUAUAUAAUGACCAGAUUUACAGGUUUAAAUGCAGGGCUAAGAGAUUUCUUCUUAAGUCAUAGAGAAUCAGAAUCAUCGAAUUUUGUAACAAAGAUAACAAAAAUAUUAUAUCUUCUAACUGUCAAAUUGUACAGACAAUACACUGUUAUGGAAGUCCUUUACACUUAUAUCUACAUCACUGUUAAAAGUAAGGAUAUACAAGUAAAGAAGUAUUCGUUUGUCAUCAGAAAUAGCAUUUCUUUAUAAAAACAAGAAUAGAGAAAUUUGAGCCAAAAAAUGUUAAAGAAUAGAGAGGAAGAGUGUGCUAAAAUAUAGAGAUUACAAAUUAAUGGGCCAAAUAAAGAAUAGAGAAAAAAUGCCUACUUAAUUAAAGAACACAGCAAUGAAGACAUACAAACAUUCAUGUAUAUUUUAAAGAUUUUGCAUUGCAUGAAUUACAAAAUAUUGACUGCUAAAAUAUUGACAAAAUAUUCAAAUCUAGAUGAAAGAUUUUCAAACAAAAAGAAAUGGAUGUGAAACAAUAAGAGUCACUUGAUUGAUACAUAAUUAUUAUUUACUUAAUUUAAUGUCAUUUUAAAUUAUAUCAAAAUUUCUAUUUCAAACAGUUAUAUUCUUUGCAUCGACAAUUGACUUCCAUGUCAGUCUGAAUGAGUAUAUUAGAUCUGUAGAGCUAAUACAGGGAAGGAAACUCUUGAAAUGUAUAUACCUAGGUAUAAUGAUUUGAAUUUGCAGUAAGAAAUGUAAAAGCCUGCAUUAAGAACUUUAGUUUUUAAAUCUGCGAAUAUAAGAUAAGACAAAGUGAUUGUAGUCUGAACUUUUACAUGUAAUGCACCAGUUAUAUUGUCACUAAUAAAAUAUUUAUAUACUUCACAA
Molecule: messenger RNA, 9617 nt
Organism: Mytilus californianus (California mussel)
Lineage: Eukaryota; Metazoa; Mollusca; Bivalvia; Mytilida; Mytilidae
Product: ceramide synthase 2-like
Exons: 10
Coding region: 15-1178 (387 amino acids)
Biological process (GO): ceramide biosynthetic process
Cellular component (GO): membrane
Molecular function (GO): sphingosine N-acyltransferase activity
Source: RefSeq, a predicted model, not a curated record